This is a messenger RNA of Ictidomys tridecemlineatus (thirteen-lined ground squirrel), 882 nucleotides long. RefSeq names its product proteasome 20S subunit beta 5 (gene Psmb5). Gene Ontology annotation, cellular component: cytoplasm; proteasome core complex. NCBI's taxonomy places the organism in Eukaryota, Metazoa, Chordata, Mammalia, Rodentia, Sciuridae. The record is from RefSeq and is a predicted model, not a curated record. Gene Ontology annotation, molecular function: threonine-type endopeptidase activity.
CCCGGCUGGGGUGUCCCAGAAGAGCCGCGAAUUGAAAUGCUUCAUGGAACCACCACUCUGGCCUUCAAGUUUCAACAUGGAGUCAUUGUUGCCGCUGACUCCCGGGCUACAGCGGGUGCCUACAUUGCCUCCCAGACGGUGAAGAAGGUGAUAGAGAUCAACCCCUACCUUUUGGGAACCAUGGCUGGGGGUGCAGCGGAUUGCAGCUUCUGGGAACGUCUGUUGGCUCGGCAGUGUCGAAUCUAUGAGCUUCGAAAUAAGGAACGCAUCUCCGUAGCCGCUGCUUCCAAGCUGCUUGCCAACAUGGUGUAUCAGUACAAAGGCAUGGGGCUGUCCAUGGGCACCAUGAUCUGUGGCUGGGAUAAGAGAGGCCCUGGCCUUUACUACGUGGACAGUGAAGGGAACCGGAUCUCUGGGGCCACCUUCUCUGUAGGUUCUGGCUCAGUGUAUGCUUAUGGGGUCAUGGAUCGAGGCUACUCAUAUGACCUGGAUGUGGAGCAGGCUUAUGAUCUGGCCCGUCGAGCCAUCUACCAAGCCACCUACAGAGAUGCCUACUCAGGAGGUUCUGUUAACCUCUACCAUGUUCGAGAGGAUGGUUGGAUCCACGUCUCCAGUGACAAUGUAGCUGAUCUACAUGACAAGUAUAGUGGAUCUACCCUCUGAAGGAGGGUGGUUGUGGCUGUUUACAUUUUUGGGGAUGACUGUCAUUGUUAAUGAUACAGUACCCUAUCUUAUGGUGGAGGAGUCCUCAGUUGUAUCAGUACUUUUUUUGAAGCUCUGGAACAUUGACCUCUACGUGUUAGCAGAUGUUAAUGAGCUGCAGCAGAGGUGACUACUUGUUUUACUUUUUUGGAUGUUAACAUUACACUACUCACUACUCAA